This is a messenger RNA of Medicago truncatula (barrel medic), 1691 nucleotides long. RefSeq names its product phosphoglucan phosphatase DSP4, amyloplastic. Gene Ontology annotation, molecular function: carbohydrate phosphatase activity; starch binding. The transcript is spliced from 14 exons. The coding region runs from base 280 to 1437 and encodes 385 amino acids. Gene Ontology annotation, biological process: starch catabolic process; protein dephosphorylation. Lineage: Eukaryota; Viridiplantae; Streptophyta; Magnoliopsida; Fabales; Fabaceae. The record is from RefSeq and is a predicted model, not a curated record. Gene Ontology annotation, cellular component: chloroplast.
UCGGCAGUGAAUUAGUGAGACAAGUGAUAAUGAUAUGGAAAUAUCUUGCAUCUUCUUGUCUCUUUGAAUCAUACAAAACUUGAAUAAUAAAGAAAAUAAUAAUAAUAAUAAUAAAAAGGUAGGAGAAAAAAGGGAUCUUAAACGAAAUAUCCUUGAGAUCAUCCCAGCCCCACACAACACAAACACAAAAGACAGUUAGUUACACACACAGGUGAACUGAAACUGAAACUGAAACUGAAACAAGAACAGAAUCAGAAUUGAGUUCCAAUAAUCAUAAUCAUGAACUGUCUUCAGAAUCUUCCCAGAUCCUCCUCAGUUUUACAAUUCCACACACUUGUUUCUCCUCCUUCUACUGCUCGCCACCACAACAUCUUUCUUCCUUCAUCUUCUUCUUCUCUAUCCCUGGGAAUCAACACUAACUCUAUUUACACUCCAACCAUGCUACUUAAGGCUACUUCUGGUUCUAUACCAAGUGCAGAGACAAGUAGCUCUGAUGUUGAGGAGGAGGUGAAAUCUGAGAUAUACAGUAAUAACAUGACAGAGGCCAUGGGUGCUGUUUUGACUUAUAGGCAUGAAUUAGGAAUGAACUACAACUUCAUCCGUCCGGACUUGAUUGUUGGAUCAUGCCUGCAGACUCCUGAAGAUGUUGAUAAACUGCGUAAAAUCGGAGUGAAAACUAUAUUUUGCUUGCAACAAAACUCAGAUCUAGAAUAUUUUGGAGUUGAUAUUGAUGCCAUACGAGAAUAUGCCAACUCAUGCAAUGACAUUCAACACUUGCGUGCUGAGAUAAGGGACUUCGAUUCAUUUGAUUUACGGAAGCGGCUUCCAGCUGUAAUUAGCAAAUUAUAUAAGGCAAUUAAUUCUAACGGAGGUGUGACAUAUAUACAUUGCACUGCUGGCCUUGGAAGAGCUCCAGCUGUUGCGUUGGCAUAUAUGUUUUGGGUUCAGGGUUAUAAACUCAAUGAGGCUAAUACACUACUUCUGAGCAAAAGGUCAUGCUUUCCAAAGCUGGAUGCCAUAAAAAGUGCAACAGCCGAUAUUCUUACUGGCCUCAGUAAGAAGCCUGUCACGUUGUCGUGGGGACACCGCAAUUGCUCUACGGUGGAAAUUUCAGGACUUGAUAUUGGAUGGGGGCAGAGAGUUCCCUUAAAUUUCGAUGACAAACAGGGUUCAUGGUUUCUCAAGAAGGAAAUGUUUGAAGGGCGCUAUGAGUACAAGUACAUUGUUGAUGGAGAAUGGACAUGUAAUAACGAUGAGCUUGUAACCUCUCCCAAUAAAGAUGGCCAUGUCAACAAUUUUAUCGAAGUCCUUGAUGACGCGGACAGUGGCCGUGCCUCCCUUCGGGAGAGAGUGACUGGUGAUGAUCCUGAUCUCACGAAGGAUGAACGAAACAGAAUAAUAGAGUUUCUGGAAGCACUUCCCAAUGAGGAUCUCUGAACCAUCAAUGCACUUGCUUGUUGAUGUGUAAAGUAGUAGAUGCAAGUAUAUAAUGUACUUUAUCUAAUAAAAGAUUGAGUCUGAACAUCACUUAGGCUCUCUGUUACAGUUAGUGUAAAUUUAGGAUGCGACAGCUUAUUGAUUUUCUUUCUUAGCAAUCAAAUGUCUGUAGCAUUCUUUAACUAGUACAACACUUCCAAUAAACCAUGCACAAAUAAAUGAGUUAAAUUGUUACUCCCUCUGUUCCUUUUUAA